This is a messenger RNA of Penicilliopsis zonata CBS 506.65, 1149 nucleotides long. RefSeq lists its product as hypothetical. NCBI's taxonomy places the organism in Eukaryota, Fungi, Ascomycota, Eurotiomycetes, Eurotiales, Aspergillaceae. The coding region runs from base 281 to 988 and encodes 235 amino acids. The transcript has a single exon. The record is from RefSeq and is a predicted model, not a curated record.
CACAGAAGAAAUUUUGAAGACAAGAUACAACCAGUUCUAUGGACAGGUACCAUUAAGAUGAUUUACUUGCUGUUGAUCUUGUUUUUACUAUGAACUCUUGAUUCUCACUACUAAUGACAUGUACUGCUACUAUUACUAUUUAGCCUUGUCACGCUGACGACAACAGCUUACCAGGGUUGAACCGUCUGUCUUUGACUCAAAAGGCUUCUACACGCCACCUUCUUGGUAAGUGAUAAAGACAUCGAUAAUAUACAGAGCCUCUGUAAGGGCUACUCCUCUCAUGUCGGAAUCACAGGAGUCCCCCAGCUUCCUCAGUCCUGCCAACCAAUUCCUUCAGCGAGAAGUUUACCGACUGGUCACUGAGCCGGGCCUUCGCUCCCUUCCUCCCAAUCCAGAACGAGACUUUCUCACUCUCACCUGGGGACCCAUCGUCUUUCGGACGACCUACGCGCCCGAAUCGCGAGAGCUAUUCCCCAUCUUCCUGCGUCAACUAAACGAGGAGGUCCGGCGAUCCCUGCCACGUACCAUACCGGGCAGUCCAAGCCAGAUGACAAUGCUAGAGCGGACAUAUUCGUCCAAGGUAUUCACGGAUCAGAGCGCCUAUGAGAACGUCGACGAGGCGGCCAUACAAGAGGCGUUUCACGACUGGAAAAUCUCCCUUGGACUGCCUUCCAUCAAGCUCCCUGUACGGUUGAAUACGUGUCUGAUGGUCGACGACGGAAUCCUAGCCCGCCUCACAGAGGUGGUCAAUUCGUCAAUGCUGGCUGAAAAAGAUGCGGAUGUCUCGUCGUGUCCUGUGAAGAUUGUUGAGGAAAACUUCCCAGAUCUCAGCAAAAUGGAUUACUGUGGAAAUACAGACUAUCAGGGAUGGACCACCGUGGCUUUUUCGUCACUUGUCGAGGUGUACGACGGAAUUGGACAGGGAAAAUGCCUUGCAGACUAUCACCGGCCAAACCUUGUAUACCAGGGCAAAGACACAUGGAGCUGACUUUGCUACGAGUAGCCAAUGAUAGGGAAUUCCCUCGGCGAUAGUCAAAGUACCCUACACACUGCUCUAUAAUGAGAAUCACUUCUUCCAAAGAGUAAUCAUCUACCUUUCUUGCGAAUUCUGCUCCUGGUUUCAUCUCCUCGAACUACCAUGAAAGGCGC